AUGGCCACUCACAUAGAAGAUGUCAUUGAUGAAUACCUACGUCACGUAGCAUGCCGUCGUAAUAAACAUGGAUUUACUGGUUUUAUUCUUAAAAUGAAUCAUUUUGUGAGAGGGCUAUUUGCAUGCCACGAGAUAGCCUCUGAGAUUCAACUCAUCAAAAAACGUGUCCUCCAAAUCCAACAAACAAGUGUAGCAUAUCGCUUGAAUUCAACAGAGCAAACUUCAUUUAGCUCUUCAAAGAGAGAUGAUAUGUUAUUUGACCCGCGAAUGGCUUCCCUUUACACAGAGGAAGAUGAACUCGUUGGUAUUCAGACUUUGAGAGAUAAACUGAUAGGUUGGUCGAUAGGAGGAGAGGUAGCAUCUAGACGCUCAGUCAGUUCAUUGGUUGGCAUGGGAGGUCUGGGAAAGACCACUCUUGCAAACAAAGUCUACGACAACCCAAGGUUCACAGAAUGGUUUGAUUGGCGGGCUUGGAUCACAGUGUCACAAUCAUACAAGAAUGAAGACAUACUCAGAAACAUGAUUGCAGAAUUCCACAGGGUGAGGAAGGAGUCUGUACCAGAGGGAAUUGAAACAAUGGGUUUGAAAUUGUUGAUUGACACUCUGCGAGAAUAUCUCAAGGAAAAGAGAUACGCAGUUGUUUUUGAUGAUGUGUGGAGCACAAACUUGUGGGAGUGUGUAAAGCUUGCAUUACCAGAUGACAACAAUGGCAGUAGGAUAAUUAUCACAACUCGCAAGAGUGAGGUUGCUGCUUCUUGCAGAGGAGCUUUUUCUGAUCAAGUGUACGACCUUGAACCAUUAUCUCCAGAUAAGGCAUGGGAACUCUUCUGCAAGAAGACAUUCCGAGUUUCCGGGGGAUAUUGUCCACUAGAGUAG
Molecule: messenger RNA, 876 nt
Organism: Prunus armeniaca (apricot)
Lineage: Eukaryota; Viridiplantae; Streptophyta; Magnoliopsida; Rosales; Rosaceae
Source: the annotation of a GenBank genome assembly